AUGGGGUUUGAGAAAACUGCUACCUUCGAUAUUGCUAGAUUGACCCUCUACGAAACCAAGUAUAAUCAGAAACGCUUGGUUUCAGUAUUGCUGCCUAGUGUUUUGACCUCCGAGGAACUCUCUUCUUUGAAAAAUUUCGAUGCCCUGUUGUAUGUCGUCGAUGCUGUGCAAGCUAGAAGUGAUGUCAUUUAUCUCCAAGUUGUUGAUGCCCAUAUAACCUCAAUUACCAAGCCAAUGACAACCAAUGUGGGUGGUGUUCCUGACCAGCCUCAAUCCGAACAUGAGACUGACCAAGUCUCUCAAAAUCAGAAAAAAGAAGAGAGAGCAAAAAAGAAGAGGAUGAAAGAGCGCUCUGAUGUUUGGGAGCACAUUGUUAAAGAAGAUUUACCUUCUGGAAGGCAGAGUGAUGAUAUUGGCAAAGAAAUUGAAAAGUGUUUGCUUGAUUGGGGGCUUCAAAAAGUCAUGUGCAUAACUGUUGACAAUGCUAGCUCAAAUGAUACUGCAAUUGGGUAUAUGAGAUGGAAAAUGAAUGGAUGGAAAACUGGGGUUCUUAAUGGCCGUUUCAUUCACAUGCGUUGUGCUGCACACAUUAUCAAUUUAGUUGUUUCUGAUGGGUUUAUCAAACAAUCUCCUGCUAGGUUGCAAAGGUUUAAGAAAUAUGUCUUAGAUGAAAAAAUCAACACAAAAAAGGGAUUAUGCCUUGAUGUGCCUACUAGGUGGAACUCCACCUAUUUGAUGUUGAAUACUGCUAUUGAACUUGAGGAUGCUUUUGAGAGGUAUUCUGAGAAAGACCCUCACUAUGUUAUUGAUUUGGACGAGAGGGAUGGUAAGGGUAGCCAUGAUUCUGAUGAUUGGAAUAAUAUGAGAAGAUUUUCUGAGUUUUUACAAGCCUUUUAUGAUCUGACCUUGCAUGUCUCUGGCUCUUUAUAUGUCACUUCGAAAUUGUUUACACAUAAAUUGGUGAGUGUUGCUGUACUUUUGAAAGAUUUGGUUUCAAGUGAUGAUUUGGAUAUGUGUCUUAUGGCUUGUAGAAUGAAAGAAAAAUAUGAAAAGUAUUGGGGUGAUCCAGAAAAAAUAAACCUCCUGAUUUUUAUUGUCGUUGUCCUUGAUCCUCGGUAUAAGCUUGAUUAUGUUGAGUGGAUGAUAACUGAAAUAUAUGAUCCUAUUGUUGCUUCAAAGUUGGUUAGUGAAGGAAGCUUUGAAUGCUUUGUAUGA
This is a messenger RNA of Chenopodium quinoa (quinoa), 1215 nucleotides long. RefSeq names its product zinc finger BED domain-containing protein RICESLEEPER 2-like. Lineage: Eukaryota; Viridiplantae; Streptophyta; Magnoliopsida; Caryophyllales; Amaranthaceae. Gene Ontology annotation, molecular function: DNA binding. Bases 1 to 1215 code for a protein of 404 amino acids. The transcript has 4 exons. The record is from RefSeq and is a predicted model, not a curated record.